Molecule: messenger RNA, 1587 nt
Organism: Lachancea lanzarotensis
Lineage: Eukaryota; Fungi; Ascomycota; Saccharomycetes; Saccharomycetales; Saccharomycetaceae
Gene: GAL1
Product: LALA0S08e04852g1_1
Exons: 1
Coding region: 1-1587 (528 amino acids)
Biological process (GO): galactose metabolic process; carbohydrate phosphorylation
Cellular component (GO): cytosol; cytoplasm
Molecular function (GO): ATP binding; galactokinase activity
Source: RefSeq, a predicted model, not a curated record
AUGAUUCUGUCCAACGAGCUAACGAAACAUCAACUCGCUAUGUCAGUACCAAGCUUCCAUGGUGCCGAAGUACUACCUGUAAAGCUGCAAAAGCAGGUAAACGACGUCAUUGGGGAAUUCAAGACUGCCUAUGGCCAUGGCCCAGACUUCGUAACUAGGUCCCCUGGCAGAGUGAAUCUCAUUGGUGAUCACAUAGAUUACGUGGACUUCUCUGUCCUGCCAAUGGCGAUUGACAACGCUGUGGCAUGUGCGGUACGUGUGCUACCAAACACAGAAAUCCCCUCUGUGACACUAAUAAAUUCGGAUCCUCGAUUUGCGCAACGGCGCUUUGACCUGCCUUUAGACGGUUCUGACAUUUCAAUCGAUCCCUCGGUAUCGGAUUGGUCGAACUACUUCAAGUGCGGUCUUCUUGUUGCCCAGCAAUACUUAAAAAUGCGAUUUGCGGAUGAGUUUACCCCUGGAAGAACAUUAUCAGGAAUUGAAGUUUUUGUCAAUGGUAAGGUUUUCACAGGAGGUGGCCUUUCAUCAUCGGCAGCAUUUAUAUGUGCCGUUGCGUUGGCCGUUAUCCGUGCGAACGCGGGGCCCAAGUUCGAAGUACCAAAGCAGGAACUAACGCAGAUCACAGCCAAAGCAGAACAUUAUGUUGGGGUUAACAAUGGCGGUAUGGACCAGGCAGCAUCGGUUUGCGGUGAAAUAGAUCACGCUUUGUAUGUAGAGUUCAAGCCUGAGCUCAAGGCAACUCCCUUUAUGUUUCCCAAGCUGAAAAACGCCGAAGUUCAAUUCAUUAUUGCCAAUACUAUGGUGCUAUCUAAUAAGGUAGAAACAGCGCCAACAAACUACAAUCUGAGGGUCGUAGAAGUCACGGUUGCUGCCAACGUCUUGGCGACCAAAUACGGCGUUGUUCUGGAGCGGGUAGGGAAUCUAGAGAAGGGUACUUUGCGCGAGUUCAUGGAUGCUUAUCACGCCCGCUACCACGGUGCUACCGAAGCAUGGAGCGGCGAUAUUGAGGAGGGUAUCUCAAGGCUUACCAAAAUGCUGCAAUUAGUAGAAGACACGAUGUCGGGGUACAGCAGCGGUUAUACGGUCCAGCAGGCAUCCGAAGCGGUGGGCACUUCGAUGCAAGAGUUUGCACGAGACUACCUCACAGACUUCCCAGUUCGCUUUCAAGUUUUGAAACUUUAUCAAAGAACCAAGCACGUUUAUUCAGAGGCUUUGAGGGUUUUGGAAGCACUUAAGUUGAUGCUUCGAAAAUCAUUUGCGGCAGAUGCAGAAUUCUUUGAUUCCUUCGGCCAACUUAUGAACGCGUCUCAAAAAUCAUGCGACGAGUUAUACGAGUGCUCUUGUCCGGAGACCGAUGAGAUAUGCAAAAUCGCCAGAGCCAAUGGUGCUUACGGAUCGAGGCUAACGGGAGCCGGUUGGGGUGGAUGUACGGUGCACCUUGUUCCCCGUUCCAAAGUUAACGAAGUGACGCAGGCCCUGGUCGAACAAUACUAUGCUAAACGCGACAUGAACGGCCAGACGUUUGAUGAUGUUAUACUGGUGUCCAGGCCGGCGCUUGGGAGCUGCAUUGUUGAUGGUCUGGGGUGA